AUGGAUCUAUCAGACUACAAGGAUAAGCUGGUGGUCCUUAAAUUCCGCACUAUGUGGGAGUAUCGCAACGUUAUAGAGCAGCUGAGUCACGACACCAAGCACCUGGGGGCGAACGUUAUUUGGUUCCUCACCGCGGCAGUCAUGGACUUCGAGAUUCCAGAUGCACAAAUGCCUCAGAACAAGGUGCCGUCAAAUGCUCCCAUGAACAUUACCCUAAUGCCCACUCCUAAAAUCAGGAAUAUUGUGCGCGGCAUAAUAGGGAAAGCGCCGACCAUGUGCUGUUUUAAACUGGAGACGGAUCCGAACGUGCUCAUCCAGAGGGCCAAAGUGCUGCUCGAUGAGCCUACCAUGGCGGACGCCGUCGUUGCCAACAUACUGGAUCAACGAUACGACCGAGUGGAGAUAGUAUUUCCCGAUAGUACGUCCAAAAAAAUCGACGCUAAGAAAGAGAGCAUUGAGAAGGAGAUUGUAGACGCACUGAUACAGGUGCACCAUAGAAAGGCAUCACGCUGUUAG
Babesia bigemina is the source of this 516-nucleotide messenger RNA. Its product is annotated as DNA / pantothenate metabolism flavoprotein, putative. Lineage: Eukaryota; Apicomplexa; Aconoidasida; Piroplasmida; Babesiidae. The record is from RefSeq and is a predicted model, not a curated record. The coding region runs from base 1 to 516 and encodes 171 amino acids. The transcript has 6 exons.